This is a messenger RNA of Cornus florida, 3407 nucleotides long. RefSeq names its product ATPase 8, plasma membrane-type. The coding region runs from base 13 to 2847 and encodes 944 amino acids. Gene Ontology annotation, molecular function: ATP hydrolysis activity; P-type proton-exporting transporter activity; ATP binding. Gene Ontology annotation, biological process: regulation of intracellular pH; proton export across plasma membrane. Lineage: Eukaryota; Viridiplantae; Streptophyta; Magnoliopsida; Cornales; Cornaceae. The transcript is spliced from 15 exons. Gene Ontology annotation, cellular component: plasma membrane. The record is from RefSeq and is a predicted model, not a curated record.
UCUAACGUAAACAUGGAACAGAUCAAGAACGAGCAAGUGGACCUGGAGAAUAUUCCUGUUGAGGAAGUAUUCGAGCAGCUGAAAUGUACAAGGGAUGGUUUGACAUCAGAUGAAGGACAGCAGAGACUUCAGAUCUUUGGCCAAAACAAGCUCGAGGAGAAAAAGGAGAGCAAAGUUCUCAAGUUUUUGGGUUUUAUGUGGAAUCCCCUAUCAUGGGUCAUGGAGUCUGCUGCUAUUAUGGCCAUAGUUUUGGCAAAUGGAGGGGGCAAGCCUCCAGAUUGGCAAGACUUUGUUGGUAUUGUUGUACUGCUUAUUAUCAACUCCACCAUCAGCUUUAUUGAAGAAAAUAAUGCAGGAAAUGCUGCUGCUGCCCUUAUGGCAGGUCUUGCUCCGAAAACCAAGGUGUUGAGAGACGGAAAAUGGAGUGAGCAGGAUGCAUCAAUCUUGGUUCCAGGAGAUUUGAUUAGUGUUAAGUUGGGAGAUAUCAUACCUGCAGAUGCUCGUCUCCUAGAAGGAGACCCGCUCAAGAUUGAUCAAUCAGCCCUAACCGGUGAGUCCUUACCGGUGACAAAGAACCCCGGUGAUGGAGUUUACUCUGGUUCUACCUGUAAGCAGGGUGAGAUUGAGGCCGUGGUUAUCGCCACUGGUGUACACACCUUCUUUGGCAAAGCUGCCCACCUUGUUGACAGCACCAACCAAGUGGGUCACUUCCAAAAGGUGUUGACUGCCAUUGGUAACUUCUGUAUCUGCUCAAUUGGGCUGGGCAUGUUGAUUGAGCUCUUUGUGAUGUAUCUAAUUCAACACAGAAAAUACAGAGAAGGUAUUGACAAUCUGCUUGUGCUUCUAAUUGGAGGGAUCCCAAUUGCCAUGCCAACAGUGUUGUCUGUGACAAUGGCUAUUGGGUCUCACCGAUUGUCGCAGCAAGGUGCCAUCACCAAAAGAAUGACUGCUAUUGAAGAGAUGGCCGGUAUGGAUGUCCUUUGCAGUGACAAGACAGGGACUCUUACCCUCAAUAAGCUCACUGUUGACAAGAACUUGAUUGAGGUGUUCCCGCGAAAUUGUGACAAGGACACUGUUAUCUUGCUUGCUGCUAGGGCUUCUAGGGUUGAAAAUCAGGAUGCUAUUGAUGCUUCAAUAGUUGGGAUGUUGGCUGACCCAAAGGAGGCAAGAGCAGGGAUCACAGAGGUGCAUUUCCUACCCUUCAAUCCAGUGGACAAGCGCACUGCAAUUACCUACGUCGACUCUAAUGGCGAUUGGCAUAGAAGUAGUAAAGGUGCUCCCGAACAAAUAAUUGAAUUAUGUGACCUGAGAGGCGAAGCGCUAAAUAAGGCCCAUGAAGUCAUUGGCAAGUUUGCUGAUAGUGGCCUCCGUUCUUUAGGUGUUGCACGACAGACAAUACCAGAGAAAACGAAGGAGAGCGCUGGUGGGCCAUGGGAAUUUGUGGGUCUGUUGCCCCUAUUUGACCCUCCAAGGCAUGAUAGUGCAGAGACCAUUCGCAGAGCUCUUGAACUUGGUGUCAAUGUUAAGAUGAUCACUGGUGACCAACUUGCCAUUGGAAAAGAAACUGGCCGUAGGCUUGGCAUGGGCACUAACAUGUAUCCAUCAUCCUCCCUUCUCGGUCAGAGCAAGGAUGAAUCAAUUGCUGCCAUUCCUGUCGAAGAGCUUAUUGAGCAGGCUGAUGGCUUUGCCGGUGUCUUCCCUGAGCACAAGUAUGAGAUUGUUAAAAAGCUGCAAGAGAGAAAACACAUAUGUGGAAUGACAGGAGAUGGUGUGAAUGAUGCCCCGGCACUUAAGAGGGCAGACAUUGGCAUUGCAGUGGCAGAUGCAACUGAUGCAGCCAGGGGUGCUUCUGACAUAGUCUUGACAGAGCCAGGACUUAGUGUGAUUGUGAGUGCCGUGUUGACAAGUAGAGCCAUCUUUCAGAGGAUGAAGAACUACACCAUUUACGCUGUUUCAAUCACAAUCCGUAUCGUGCUGGGUUUCUUGUUAAUUGCUCUUAUCUGGAAGUUUGAUUUCUCACCUUUCAUGGUAUUGAUUAUUGCCAUCCUAAAUGAUGGAACUAUCAUGACCAUAUCUAAGGACAGGGUGAAACCAUCUCCCUUGCCUGACUCAUGGAAGCUCAAGGAAAUCUUUGCCACUGGCGUUGUCCUUGGAACCUAUCUUGCUGUUGUGACUGUGAUCUUCUUCUGGCUCGCAGCUGACACCGAAUUCUUUUCAAAAAAUUUUGGGGUUAGGGAUAUUAGGGAGAACAAAGACGAACUUACAGCAGCUCUUUACCUGCAAGUGAGUAUUGUGAGUCAAGCACUCAUCUUCGUCACCAGGUCACGAAGCUGGUCCUUCAUCGAAUUGCCUGGGCUCUUGCUUGUUGCUGCUUUCAUGUUAGCUCAAUUGGUGGCUACACUUAUUGCUGUGUAUGCAAGCUGGUCCUUUGCUCGGAUCCAAGGUGUUGGCUGGGGAUGGGCCGGAGUGAUCUGGAUCUUCAGCAUUGUUACCUACUUCCCUCUUGAUGUCCUCAAGUUCAUCAUCCGUUACGCAUUGAGCGGCAAAGCCUGGGAUAAUAUGAUUGAAAACAAGACUGCUUUCACAACCAAGAAGGAUUAUGGCAAGGGAGAGAGGGAGGCACAAUGGGCCACGGCUCAACGUACAAUUCAUGGUCUUCAGAAUCCGGAAGGCAUGUCGAAUGAUAAGGGCAACUACCAUGAGUUGUCUGAGAUUGCUGAGCAGGCUAAAAAACGCGCUGAAGUUGCCAGGUUAAGGGAACUCCAUACUCUCAAGGGACAUGUCGAAUCAGUGGUGAAGCUGAAGGGACUAGACAUUGAAACCAUCCAACAACACUACACUGUCUAAGCUAAAGGGAUCAGACAAUCAGAACCAUUGAACCAAAAGUGAUAGAAGAGAAAAAAAAAAAAAAAAAAAAUGGACUUCUUUCAAUCAACUAUUAUUUGUCGGCGAAAAAUAGAGGUGGUGGGAAUGUUAGAUGAAACUUUCUUAUAGAUGACAUGAUGUUAGAGAAAAAUGGGUCACAAGGAUGAAAUGGAUUAAUUCCUAAAAGUGUUUCCUAUAUAAAAUAUUACAGACUUCUUUUAUUAUGAAAAUAUAUCGCUUUAUCACAGUAGUAUCUCCCACUUUUCCUGCAAAUUCUUUCAAUUAUGUUGGAGAGUUCUUCGGUUUCAGUUUGGGGUUCUGGAGUGCACAGCAUUUGGUUCGCCCACGUUCUCAACUGACUGAAACUGGAAAAGUGCUGCAUAUGAUGACUGAUGAGGGUUGGGAUAUGUAGGUUGAACUUAGAAAUUUUGUAUAUAUUGAUUUUAGGUAUGUAUAUAAGAUGAUUUUGAAUAUCAAUUAUGGACACCCCUUUGUUCCCAUUUUGUUUUAACUUAAUAAGACUUCUUUGAUCAUGCUAGGUA